UGUUUGACUCCGUGAAGACUGUCAGUCCAGGAGUUUGACUGAAACUCACCAUGAAGUUUAUUUUGUUGUUGACUCUGACAGUUUGGUUGAAGUCCUCGUCUUCCGGCGGCUCACCGACUUCUUCAUGUGUCCAUCCGCCGGGAAAGUGGUGCUCGUCUUUGGACUCAGCUAUACAGUGUGGGGUUUUGAAGCAGUGCCUGGAGUCUGACUUCCUCAGGUCCCGUCAGGCAGCAGGUCCAGUCCAGGUGGAACUUUACUACGAGAGCCUGUGUCCUGGAUGCAGACUCUUCCUCACCAAGAUGCUCUUCCCCACCUGGCUCCUUCUGAAAGACAUCAUGUCUGUAACGCUGGUGCCUUAUGGCAACGCACAGGAAAAACCUGAUGGACAGAAGUAUACAUACAUGUGCCAGCAUGGGGAGCAGGAGUGUUUGGGCAACAUGAUUGAGACCUGUCUGCUCAACAUGACGGACAUGGCUUUCCCAAUCAUCUUCUGUAUGGAAUCCUCCUCUGAUGUCCUCGGAUCAGUCGACAGCUGUUUGAAGGUAUAUGCCCCUGAGUUGACCACUGACAAGUUAAUGAGUUGUGUGAAUGGAGACACUGGAAACCAGCUCAUGCAUCAGAAUGCCUUGAAGACCAAAGCCUUGAAACCUCCACAUGAGUACGUGCCCUGGGUGACCAUUAAUGGGGGUGGGCAGUGUCACUGGGAGGGUGCUUCUUGA
Messenger RNA from Nematolebias whitei (Rio pearlfish), 719 nucleotides. Its product is annotated as gamma-interferon-inducible lysosomal thiol reductase-like. The transcript has 6 exons. NCBI's taxonomy places the organism in Eukaryota, Metazoa, Chordata, Actinopteri, Cyprinodontiformes, Rivulidae. Gene Ontology annotation, molecular function: oxidoreductase activity, acting on a sulfur group of donors, disulfide as acceptor. The coding region runs from base 51 to 719 and encodes 222 amino acids. The record is from RefSeq and is a predicted model, not a curated record. Gene Ontology annotation, cellular component: lysosome.